UUUCAGUCCGGAAGAUAUUUCAGCACGCGUGCUUAGAUGUUUUGAUAAAUACUUGUUGUCUGUAUUUUUGUAUUCUUUGCUUCCAUGAAAGACCAUGGAAGGGUUACAUAAGCCUAUCGUCCGUUUUGAUAGGAGCAGUAGGCUCAAGAUAUACAUAUCUGCUCAGAAAUGGAUUUGCGUUUUUAGUUUGUGUUUCAUUUUCUCCCAUCACGUUGGUGCAAACAGGCACAAUGUUGUUUUCAUCAUGGCUGAUGAUUUAAGACCAACAUUAGGAUGCUAUGGGGAUCCUGUUGUAAAGUCACCAAACAUUGAUCAACUUGCCUCUAAAAGCAAUGUCUUUCAAAAUGCUUAUGCCCAGCAAGCAGUGUGUGCACCAAGUCGGACCUCCUUAUUAACAAGUCGUAGACCUGACACAACCAGGUUAUAUGACUUUAAUUCCUACUGGAGAGUCCAUGCAGGGAACUACACAACUCUUCCUCAGUACUUUAAGUCAAAGGGCUACACUACUAUGUCAGUUGGGAAAGUUUUUCAUCCAGGCAUAGCCUCCAAUCACUCGGAUGAUUACCCGUACAGCUGGUCUGUACCUCCUUAUCAUCCUCCUUCUUUCAAGUAUGAAAAUAGGAAGGUUUGCCUGGGCAGUGAUGGCAGACUGCAUGCCAACCUGCUGUGCUCGGUGAAUGUGUCAGAAACACCUCUAGGGACACUUCCAGACAUGGAGAGCACUGAGGAAGCCAUCAGACUGCUCAAGUCCACAAGGGAUUCUGACAAACGCUUCUUUCUUGCUGUUGGAUUCCACAAACCUCACAUUCCCUUCAGAAUCCCACAGGAGUUCUUAACGCUCUAUCCCCUCGAUGAGAUGACACUGGCUCCAGACCCUGAUGUUCCUGAAGGCCUCCCCCCUGUGGCCUACAAUCCCUGGACUGAUAUUAGGAAAAGGGAGGAUGUGCAAGCGCUAAACAUCAGCUUCCCAUAUGGGCCAAUCCCAAAAGAAUUCCAGCUUCAGAUCCGCCAGCAUUAUUAUGCCUCUGUGUCGUACGUUGACUCCCAAGUGGGAAGGUUGUUGAAUACUCUGGAUGAUCUAGGCUUGGCCGAGGACACCGUUGUGGUCUUCACUUCUGACCAUGGAUGGUCACUUGGUGAGCAUGGGGAAUGGGCCAAAUACAGCAACUUUGAUGUGGCCACUCGUGUGCCCCUGAUGUUCUAUGUACCUGGGGUGACGGCAGUCCGGCUGAGGCCAGGGCAGAAGAUGUUUCCCUACAUGGAUGUGUUUGGCCCUACCCCGCAUCACUUUACACAAGGGGGAAUAGUGAGGAACGUGAACGAGCUGCUGGAUAUCUUCCCUACCUUGUCCUACGUGGCCGGACUGAAGCCCCCACACCCCUGCCCUGACACCUCCUUCAACGUGGAGCUUUGCACUGAGGGCCAAAACCUGGCGUACGCCUUCAAGCGCCGCGAUGACAGCAGGGACUCUGAGGCCGUUGCCUGCAGCCAGUACCCGCGGCCCUCAGACACCCCCCAGGAGAAUUCCGACUUGCCUGACCUGAAGGACAUCCGGGUAAUGGGCUACUCUUUGCGCUCGUGGGACUACCGCUUCACUCUGUGGGUGGGCUUUGACCCUGCUAGCUUCCAGGCUAACCUGUCGGACGUGCAUGGUGGGGAGCUGUACCUCCUAGAGGGAGAUCCGGGCCAGGACCACAAUGUGUAUAACGGCUUUGAGCACAGCCAGCUUUUCUACAAGCUGAACCAGAGCCUUCGGCUGCCCGGGGCCCAGGCCCUCAAACAACAUCUUCUCUAUCUCACUGACGGGACUAAAUCUAAAGGGAUAGCAUGAUUCUUUGUUGGGAUAAUGAACUAUUUAUAAGGGAAUAUCUGUUUCUAUGUUAAUAAGGGAUGUUUUCUGUCUAGACAUGUGCCUAAGUGAAAAGAUUAUGAUUCACUAUUUCAUUGGGACUUUUUUUCCAUUAGAACAUUCUGGUGUUAUGGUUUCUGUAAAAUACACUCUACAGUACAGGUGUUUCGGUGCAGUUAUUCUUAGCGUUUCAUGUUUGUGGUUAAAUGACAACAGUGCUAGAUUAGUACGUGACUGUACUCCAUGGAACUCAAGAUAACUCCCACUGCUUCCUGUUCACUGGUCAUCAGUUUGUGACCUGUACAGUUAGUUUUGCAAGCAUCAAGAUCGGUAUCUUAUGGCACUGUGAAGAAAACAAUUUCAAUUGUGAAACGUUCUGUAUCAUAACCUGUCACCUAGGGAAAAUGGAUGGAACAUGACUUAUAUUGGCUUCUGAUCAUUGGCCAAUGUUGUGAAUGUUGCUGUGACCAUGGAGUGCUGUACUGUAAAACCAUCCAGUUGCAUGCCCUGCCUGUAGAAAUGUUAUAUUUAUUAGCACUAUGUAUAGAUACAAAUGUUCAAAUUAAAGUUAUGU
Esox lucius (northern pike) is the source of this 2423-nucleotide messenger RNA. It is a transcript of the gene ids, whose product is annotated as iduronate 2-sulfatase. Lineage: Eukaryota; Metazoa; Chordata; Actinopteri; Esociformes; Esocidae. Gene Ontology annotation, molecular function: iduronate-2-sulfatase activity. The transcript has 9 exons. The record is from RefSeq and is a predicted model, not a curated record. The coding region runs from base 95 to 1831 and encodes 578 amino acids.